This is a messenger RNA of Gambusia affinis (western mosquitofish), 9558 nucleotides long. RefSeq names its product tau tubulin kinase 2a (gene ttbk2a). The coding region runs from base 423 to 4088 and encodes 1221 amino acids. NCBI's taxonomy places the organism in Eukaryota, Metazoa, Chordata, Actinopteri, Cyprinodontiformes, Poeciliidae. Gene Ontology annotation, biological process: cilium assembly; signal transduction; peptidyl-serine phosphorylation. The transcript has 16 exons. Gene Ontology annotation, cellular component: nucleus; ciliary basal body; ciliary transition zone. Gene Ontology annotation, molecular function: protein serine/threonine kinase activity; ATP binding. The record is from RefSeq and is a predicted model, not a curated record.
GAUCGGAUCGGGGCCGCGCGCAGGAAAGCGGAUGACCACCAAGGAGCUGUCACGUCACGGAUCCGCAGCGAGAUGCUGAGGUGACAAGCAGAAGAGGGAACGGCACGACCUUUCUCCCCGUCCCUCCACACAAUAUUUCCCCUCACACCAGUUCUAGUUUUAUUGGGGGGGGUUUCCCCUCCGAUCACGCCAACACCGCCUCCUCUCUGCCUAUCCCUAUGGACGGUCCGCGCGUCAUGGCAUUCCUCUCGAUGUCGUACGCGCCGCUUCGAAACCUUGAGGAUAUUUUGUAACCACACCCGGCUCUUCUUUGGAUCAAGGAUUGCCGAGGUCUCUGCAUCAGCUUCCAAAUGCCCGGCCCAGUGUGAGGCUCCUGGUCAAAGAGCAGCAGCGAGGGCAGCGUCCCCGGAUCCGCAGACGGGAUGAGCGGGGGAGCGGAGCAAGCCGACAUCCUGAGCGGCCUCUCCCUGGUCAAGGAGCGAUGGAAAGUGGUAAAGAAGAUAGGGGGUGGCGGUUUCGGGGAGAUCUACGAGGCGCAGGACCUGCUGACGCGGGGCAGCGUGGCGCUGAAGGUGGAAUCGGCCCAGCAGCCCAAACAAGUGCUAAAGAUGGAGGUCGCCGUCCUGAAGAAGCUCCAGGGUAAAGAUCACGUGUGUCGCUUCGUGGGAUGUGGCCGGAACGACCGCUUCAACUACGUGGUGAUGGAGCUUCAGGGUCGAAACCUGGCAGAUUUGAGGAGAAGCAUGCCUCGGGGAACGUUCAGCAUCAGCACCACCCUGCGUCUGGGGCGCCAGAUCCUGGAGGCCAUAGAGAGCAUCCACUCUGUUGGAUUUUUGCAUCGGGACAUCAAACCGUCCAACUUCGCCAUGGGCCGCUUCCCCAGUACCUGCCGGACUUGCUACAUGCUGGACUUUGGCUUGGCUCGUCAAUUCACCAAUUCCUGUCAGGAGGUCCGCCCUCCUCGUCCAGUCGCAGGCUUCAGGGGAACAGUUCGCUAUGCCUCUGUCAAUGCGCACAAGAACAAGGAGAUGGGUCGUCAUGACGACCUGUGGUCUCUCUUCUACAUGUUGGUGGAGUUUUUGGUCGGUCAGUUGCCGUGGAGGAAGAUUAAAGACAAGGAACACGUGGGGAAGCUGAAGGAGACGUACGACCAUCGCCUGAUGCUCAAACACCUGCCGGCAGAGUUUGGUGUAUUCUUGGAACACAUUUGCAGCCUUGACUACUACACCAAGCCUGACUACCAGCUGUUGAUGUCGGUGUUUGACAACAGCAUGAAAACCUACAACGUUGUGGAAAAUGACCCUUACGACUGGGAGCGAACCAGCACUGAUGGCACAAUGACGAUAAGCGCCAGCGCCACAACACCGCAGCAUCACACCCGACUCACUCCCGCGCAGAUGGGCAUGGUGAACGCCUCUCUGAUCCCCGGCGACUUGCAGAGGGAGAACACAGACGAGGUUCUGCAGGACGAGCAGCUCAGUGACGUGGAAAACAACCCCAGUCCCGACCGCGUGCCGGGAUCCCCCCACCACCAGCAUCGCAACCAGGAGGCCGACGUCUGGGAAGAGCUGGACCGAAACCGGAACCGGAUCAGGACGGGACACCUGAAGGCUGCAGCAGAGGAGGAACAAGGCAACAUCCAGGCCAGACAAGGACACCAGAGCCCCUACGCAGGACCGAGUCUGGGCUCUCCUGUCAAACCACACUCGGAGGCAGUGGCUUCCGAUCGGGAGGGCCCUCUGCUGAGAAAGCUGCGCAACAUCCACAGCUUGGAGCUGGAGAGGAGGCUGGGCCUGGAGUCAAAGUCCAGCCCAGAGCGUCUCCUGGAUAACUGUUCAGGGAAACAGCAGUUUGGUGCCCCGCACCAGGGCAAGGAGGCUGCUGUCGUUCCAGCAGCUCAGGGUCAAGCUGGGUCCGCCGGGGAGCGCCCUGAUCGCGUCUGGCAUUACGACGAGGAGUUCCUGUCCGGAGCUGGUUCUCCUAAACCGGCUUCACCGGGGUCUUUUGAGCAAGGAGAGGGGGCGGCCAGCAGUGGUGGCUUUGUGGCGCUUAAUCUGAGCUCUGGGAGGCAGGACAUUGACUCAAGGGAGUGGGUAAUGGUGGAGCGGCCCAGUGGCUCCCCUGGAGCCAAAGCCACGACAAGCCCAUCGGAGGAGGAUGAGGAGCCAGAGGUGCUCCAACCACAGGAAGCGUCUCCCGGAUGGGAAAAGAGAAGCCCAACCCCUAACUCUGGCAAAGCUAAGCAAGAAAGUGCGGCUUCCUCCAAAGGAAGCGUAAGAGUGGACAAGUUGGAGCUCAGUGUGGGCCCCAUGGGGGCUCUGCCUCCUAUUACCCCAACCAGCCCAGCUGAAGCUCUGGCUGAGGGAAUCCUGACUCAGUUCCCCACCUCUCCUCCGUCUCUACCCGAGGAGGUCUUGGCACGGACAUCCAGCCCCAUCCCGCUACGCUCUCCCAGCCCUCACACCCUCCUCACCACGCUGUCGGACCCGCUGCACCUGCGCCAGUCAGCGGGCCUGAGGCGCAGCCAGUCCGCCGACCAGCAGCCGCAGCAGGACCGCCCGUCCUCCUCCACCUCCUCCCUCCCUCUGCCAACAAACCCUUCCCCGGGCGCUCGCUCGCCCAGUCGCAGGAAACUGCCGGCCAUCCCCGCCGGUGCCGCCAACGCCAAGUUUCCCUCAGUCAUACGUAUCACCCGCGCCCAGCUUCAGCAGCUGACAGCUCAGCGUCCUUCAGGUCUGUCCUGGCAGUCGGGAUCAGACAGCGCUCCACAGUGCCUCCUGCUGGAGAGGCAUGGUGAUGCUGAAGGUGAGAUUCAGCAGAUCAACUCCCAGCAGGAACAUGCGCCCACCCAUCCGGGAACUCCGACGGACCCGCUGGCUGGGACGCUGGCAAAUGGGGAUGCUCACGCUCACGCCAAAGCUCAGAGCCCCGUGCCAAGCCGCGCGUCUUCGCCUCGCUCCCCCCGCUCCUCCCACUCGCCUCCUCAGUUCUCUCCUCGCAGCCCCCUUUUUCCAAAUGGCUGCAUCUCUCCGCCUUGUAAUGCCCAAGUCGCCGGAGAGCUCUGGAAACACAAAGACCCCGACAAUGACGCCACCCCGACCCCAUGUGUGAUGGAGGCAAAGACUAGGGAGGAAGACAGGGGCAACGUGGCUCUUACCCCCUCCUGCUCCUCGUCCGCUGCCCCCCGCAAGGACCCCAGCCGCAGGCAAAGUCGCAUCCCCGUGCUUGAGCCCUCCAGCCUGCUCGAGCUCCCCCCUCCGGGGUCUGCCAAGGAGAAACUUCUGCAGAAAAAAGCCAGCCACCACGGCCCCGUCCCUUCUCCCACCGCCUCCCCGUCCCUCUCUGACCGCCGUGGCGCCGCUGUAGCCUCCCUCGUCAGGGACCCGCUGUCGUCCGCCUCCGACCGCUCUCAGGAUGAGGACUCCCUCGUCGGCUCUCGCUCUGACCGCCAGGGGGACGAGGGUUUGUCCUUGUCCUCCUCCUCCAGCCCCCUCUCUCGGAAGAGCAGGAUCCCUCGUCCCGUUCACUCGGCCGCCUCCGCAGAGCAGCUGACCGCCCAGUUCCUUCCACGCCCGCCCCCGGGGAAGCCACCUUGUCGCGCCCCAGUGGAGGGCAGACUCAGGCGCUACCGCAUCCGGGCCGGCAGCACCGGCGACUCGGACCUCCUGUCAUGCAUCGCUCAGCUGAUGCACGGCUCCCGCGGCUCCCCUCUCCACCACCGCUCUCCGGUGCAGCAAGGGGCCUCCAGGAUGGGCGUCUGCAGCCUGACCAGCUCCCCGCAUCACCACCACCACCACCACCAUCCCCACCACCGCAGCUCCAGCGCCUCGCCGCGCAGCUCCUCCUCACUGCAGCGCUCCGUCAGCUCCUCGCCGUCCCGCCACGAGCACCGCGGCGGGGGAAGCGGUGGCUGCCUGGGCCGGAGCCACUCGCCGCCCAGCUUCUCGGGGUCGCCGCCUCCGCGUCGCUUCUACCUCCACCACCAGGAGACGUGUUGCAGUCGGCAGGCGCGCACGAGCCCACUCCACCUGUCCCGGGGAAAGGGCUGCAGCCGAGAGGGGAAGUGCUCUAGCAAGCUGAGCAGAUAAUUUUGCGCCAGAUAGUAACACCAUAGCAAAGGAGGUGAGGAUUCCAGUGAUGAUAGGAUAGAUAUCAAUCGGAAAAUAAGCCUGAGUCUUCCUGUUCAGUCAGUAAAAUACCCAGUUUCCCUUCCGUAUUAUUAGUUCCAGACCUCCUUCUCUUCCAAGCGUUCCCCUCCUUCCGUGUUUGCACACAGGGUUUGUCUGACCUUUCAGAUGUUUUGACUACUUGGUAACUAAAAUAUCAGCUUUCAUUUCAAUUUCAUCUUUCAAACUGAGCCUCGCGGGUAUAACUAGCAACAACAACAACAACAAAAAAACAACAAAAACGGCUGCAUCCGGAAACUUGUUUUACUAAAGCUGUGUCUUUAUCAUGCUGCAGGCAGUAGUAUAAUAUAGAACAAUAGCUAAGUUGAGCCUGUAACUUUGACCUAUCCUAUACAUUGACAUACACCAAUCAGGCAUAACAUAACCACCCACAGGUGAUGGGGCAACUUUGACUGAGUAGGAUAGUAGUAGGGAGCAAGUGAAUAUUUUCUCCUCAAAGCUGAAAAACUGUGAGGAUUUGUGAGAGUUUGGCAAGAGCCAAGUUGUUCUGGAUCAGUUUCUCUAAAGCUGCUCGUCUUUUAGGUCGAUCCUUGUCUGCAGUGGUUGGUAUCAAUUAAAAGUGGUCCAAAGAGGGAGCAAUAGUGGGGGAGAGAAGUUGAUCGGUAUAAGCUAACACAUCUGGGUGGUUCUGUGGUCCGACCAAACAAAUGAAAUACUACUGCUCGAUAGCUUAAGAAAAUAGUGCCAUUUCUAAUAGAAAAGUGUCACAACACGCAGUGCAUCACAAUUUGUUGUGCAUGCACCUGCAUGCACCACCCUCCUCAGCAUGACGCUGACCUUCCCUGCCCUCCACUGAUCAUUAACAACCCCUUCUCUGGCCAGUUGAGCAUCUGAACUCACCCAAAGCAAUGAAAAGAAUUUUGGCCGUUCUGAUUAAUCACCUUUUUUUUUUUGGAUUUUAGAUCAAAUGGAGAACGUGUGUAAUCUGGGGAAUAUGUGUGAUAUGAGCAGUUGCUCAAGAUGGCAUUAAAAAACUGGAUGGCACCAGAUUAAAAAAACAACAACAAAAACUUCUGUACUGAAUAAGUUACUCUGCAGUGGGGAGUUGGCAACCUGUGCUUGCUGCGGAGGGAGACUGAGGAAGGUGGUUUGUGGAGAACUUCACAGGAUUUUAUUGUGUCCCGGAAUCUCAAACCUCCUCCAUUUUCAUUGGUUGGAGUUUAGCACAGGGUACCAUUCAGGCAAGAACUGCUGCUGCUUAGAAACACUUGCGACUAGGAAACCAUGUUAGUAGAAGGUAGCCCAGGAGAAGAAGGGUGAUGCUUUUGAUGAUGUUUCGUUGGGUUUCGUCCCUUUCACCAGGUGGCUGUUGUGUUACUGUAGACCAUGCUGAACAUCUUUUCGUGGAAGUAAUGAUCCAUAGCGGCUUGGGCCUCUUUUAGCAGAACAAUGUGCCCUGUGUCGGAACAAAAUUGUUUCAGGAAUGCUGUUAGGUUUUGACUUGGCCUCUAAUUCCUCCAGAUCUCACUGGAAUCAAGCCAUUUUUGGAUAUUGCAACUUAUGGGAUCUAGGAGGAUCCUGCUUACCCUACCACACUCUCUGGAGUCCAAACCUCGAUGGGUCAGAGCUGUUUGGCAGCUGAUACCAACCCACUACCAGGCAGGUGGUUAUAACAUUAUGCCUGAUUAGGUGUUAGUAGCGGUUUAAUCCUUGUUUUUUUUUGUGUGUGUGUGUGUGUGUUUUUUUUAAUGCACUUGGGAAUUACAGUGUAGCUGAUUCCAACUCAAUGAAGAAUUUGCCUUGUUUCUUCUUUUGGAGGCUGCACACAGGGUAUUAUAGUGCAUUAUUUUGCUAAAUUAAGCUAUACUUUGUCUAAAGUUGUUUUUAUUGAAGUAUUUAUUGUAAAGCUUCUUCAAACCUCCUUCCCCAGAUGUGUGACCAUCACAUUAGUUUUAAGAUCGCUCAGUGACCCUCUAUACAAUCAGCCGUGUAAAGUGCGUGACAUCGCGCACCGUUUUGUGCCUACUGUGAUGCUGUGAGGUUAACUUAGGAUCUUUAGGACAGGAAUUAGUGGAUCAUGUUUUUGUUUUUUUUGUUAGUUUUUUUUUUCUCCAAGUGGUCAUGGUUGGCGUAUGCUGAACAGCAUAAGGUGUAUUACUGGUGAGUAAUACAUGGACGCAGACGUUUCUCUCAGCAUGUGCCUUGGCACUUUUGGCAGCUUAAAGAUUUACUCUCAUGUGUUUGUAAUUUGGGAAUAAAAGGCCAAAAAGACUUGUGCCAGCACUUAAAAAGUCCAACCUUUACAUUAAUCUUCAAUUCUAUGACCAAGGUAGCAAGACGGGCAUUUUGUAGUUUUUGGACAAAGUAGCUCUUACUAUUUGGGGGGAGGGACAGUUUUUAAAUUUCAGGGUUGAUGUAUAUCUAUGUGUCGCUGUUUUUGUCUUUGAACAAAAGCAACCUCAAAAAAGCCCAAAAACAAACAAAAAACAAAGCCCCUCUGAAAAUCGAGGCCAUAUGAACAUGCAUUUCAUAAAACAAAACAAUGCUUUAAACCUCCAUGUAUCCUGCACUGAAGACCAUUCCUGGCUGCUGUUUUCUUAUCUUAUCUCCUCGCUGCUCCUCCUCCGGACCCUCUGCUUGUACGAUACUGCUAACUUCAGCCUCCUUCAACUGCCACUCUUUGCAUGCCGAGAAAACGCAGACACAUAUACCAGCUGCUGAGCAAAAGAGUCGCACAGCAUGUUCCAUCAAGUGGUAUUCUUCUUUUAACCCAAUGAGAGCAUCAUUACCUGAAUAAGUCAACAGUCUUAAUUCGUGAGACCCUGUGUCUUUGUGCUUCUUGUCCUGAUUUGGGUCAAUUAUGUUGCUGCUUACGGUGUCUUGGAAAAGUACUGACACAUCUCCAAAAGUUGUACUCGAGUACGAGCAGCGCUUCUUCAGAAAUAUUUUUCCUCAAGUAGAAGUAAAAAGUAGCCGUCCGAGAAUUCACUCAAUCAAGAGUGAAAAAUAUUUUAAAACCACAUCAUCAAAUGGACUGAAAUACGAAGUUAUGUGGAAGUUUUGGUAUUUUUAAAAAAUCUAAAUGAAAAUAACUCGUAUAAAUAACAUAAUUUCAACAUAACAAAAGCAGGCAAAAUAAACAUUUUUCCAAAUCAAUUUCUUUCUGUAUAAAACCUAUGAAACUUCAACAAAAACACUUUAGUUGCAUAAGGUCUAAGUCCGGUGAAUUUUUGGUUCAAAGAAGCUUCUUCUUCAUUCAGUGAAGUUACUCACAGUAGGUAGUGUAUCUAGAAAAGUUACAUUAAUAAGAGAAGAACAUACUUCAUAAUGAAACUACUCAAGUAAAAGUAGUAAAUGUACAUGUAACUUGUUAUUACCCAAAUCUGCUCAUGUUACAAUCACAAACUGAAAUUUAUUUUAUUGGGGAUUUAUGUGAUACAACAAAAUAGUUCAUAAUUGUGAGGGGAAAGGGACUGGUAUAAGGUUUACACAAUUUCUACAAAAGUUCAGAUUGGAUGGAGAGUGACUGAACAUACACUUUCAGAUUAUCAAUUGAGCUUAGGCCUGGACAUUGACUAGGCCAUUCUACCAUGAAUAUGAUUAGAUUUAAAUAUUCCAUUGUAGUGUCCAGUCUUUUGCAACCUAUUCCUUGUUUAGCCCUCCUGGGCUGCUCUGGAUUUAGUUUUAUUGACCCACGAUCAAUGCCUUGCUAAAAGAAAGUGUCCGAACCGUCAUGAUUCACCAUGGGAACUGUGCUACAAUGGCAGAUGUAGUCAUGUAGUGCAUUACAUUUGGAUUUUAUGUGCUUUUAUUUGGCCUGCAUUUGUAUUCAAAUAUCAUGUUUUGAUAUUUAUCCCGAUUCCGCUAAAUAAGAUCCUGUCGCUCUAAACGUUUGACAAACAGUGGAAAGUAUGCAUAUUUUUGCAAGGCACUGUACAUGAUGCUGUUUUUAGUAGUGCAUUCCACUAAUCCGAUGCACAAAAUGGAGGAGAUUGUAGUUGUAUGAGAUCCUGUGUGAUGGGAUGCUGCUAUACAUAAGGACAAAGACAAUAGUGAUAUUGCCAAAUAUUCUAAUGGCUCGAGCUGAGAUGCGGCUCGUUUGCAGAUGUGAAAUGGUCCUGCUUCUUUCGACUCACGCAGAUUAGUCUCACCAAGCAGCUCUGAUGACUCAUCCCGAAGGCAGACAGCGUUCAGUCAGAACAGCCUUAAUGCCUCUUCCCUGCCCCUCUGUAUGUAUAGCGAGGGAUGACUGAGCCUUGUCUGUGCUGGAGAUCGUUUCACUACCAGAGCAAAAACCGAGUAUUCCUUUCUUCUCUCCUGUCCGUACGUGCUACCGUUCCCUGGAGAUCCAUGAGAAAGAAAAAAAAAAAAGGCAAACUUUUCUGUGCGAAGCUAACCUGAAAUGUACCUGUGUUCCACAAAUUAAAUAAGAAAAACUUGGGGGGAGCUGGUCAAUCUCCGUGGCGUGUGUUUGUAGGGAUUUUUAUUUAUUUACUUUUUUAUUAUUUUUUACAUCCAAUAUGUGAACUGUCCCGCGUCGACUCGCAGACAUCGAAGUACCCUCAGCUUUUAAAAUUCAUUACGCAGACUUUUAAUAAGUACCUGUAAGAUAUUCAAAGUCAUAUUUAAAUUGAAAAAAUAAAACAGUGUUGUAAAAAAAACAAUAACAUAUGCUUCAAUGAGAGGAAGGAACAAAUGCUAAACAAUGCUGCUGGUUUUCUAUGAUAAUCAGAUUUCUUCAUGGUUUUUAUUAUUAAUGCACAGAAGUGGUGUGUGUAGUCGUAGUGUUAAGUGUUUCUGUCCAACUUAGAUUUCCUUUGUCACUUUUGAAAGUGACUCGCAGGUUGAAAGGUGUCAUUUGUUUUGGUGUUAGUGGUUCCUUCUACACACAGACCAAAAGAACAAACUGAUAUGUUCUGGUUUUCGUUUUCUUCUUCGAAAAGUGAGAUAAAAUAAAAACACUGUUCAUGUCACAACAUCAGAAUACUUGUCAAUGACUUAGAAAUGCCUAUCUUGAAUUUAUUUAUUGUGACAUUAGCCUCAACUUUAUUUUAAAUUAAAAAAUUCAGAUUUUUUUUAAUGUUUUUUUUUUCCGGUAGCAUAUGUCAUUGUUUUGAAAUGUCACUGUACAGCUUCAAGGAAGGAAUGUAACAAGUGGGAGUUUUGAAUUGUAUAUACCUGUAAUUAUUUAUGUUUGAUAUUUUAUUUGUAUCAUAUAAAUGCCUUGUACAGGGUUUCUUUAAUUUUGUUUUUAUUUUAGAAUUAUUUUGUAUUUUAUUUUUAUAAACUGGUUAUGAAUAAAAUACUCAUUCCGCAUGCAGACAGAACUGUUUGACAUAUUCUUGUUUAGGAUUCUUGGCGCUACAUGAAGAAAUAAUUUAUACGACCCUGCUCAUGCUGUGUAAAAUGUAAAUAAAAACCUUACAGUAAA